Acanthoscelides obtectus is the source of this 1605-nucleotide messenger RNA. Lineage: Eukaryota; Metazoa; Arthropoda; Insecta; Coleoptera; Chrysomelidae. The record is from the annotation of a GenBank genome assembly.
AGUAACAUGGGUUGGGCGUAAACAAUGAUGUGAAGUAGCGGAGUUUCUUUAACCAAUGAUUAAAAACAUUGGUUUCAAUAAUAUGAAAUCCCAUUUUAUUUAGUAACAGUAGGUAGUAGGUUGUAUGUGUUUUGCGUAUACAACGACCAUCCAAAAGAAAAUACAAAAAGAAGGUAGAAAAUUACUGCACAAAAUUAUUACAUCACUUUCACCGUAAAACAAUCUCAAAACCCCAUUUGAGCAGUUUGACGUCAAAAUGGAAGAAGACAUCCUGACUACCCUGAAAAUUCUCAUUAUAGGUGAAAGUGGUGUAGGGAAAUCCAGUCUUUUGCUGAGAUUUGUAGAAGACAAUUUUGAUCCGGAACAGACUUUAACAAUAGGCGUAGAUUUCAAGACGAAGAGGAUGACGAUAGACGGAAAUACAGUAAAAUUAGCAAUCUGGGAUACGGCUGGCCAAGAAAGAUUCCGAACAUUGACUCCUUCAUACUAUAGAGAUGCCCAGGGAGCUAUUCUAGUCUUUGAUGUGAGCAGUUACUCUAGUUUUUCAAAAUUAGAAGUAUGGUUAAAUGAACUGGAAACAUAUUCUACCAAAAGUAAUAUUGUCAAAAUGAUCAUCGGAAAUAAAAUUGAUGUGGACAGACGUGAGGUUACAAGGGAAGAAGCAAUGAGGUUUGCUCGAAGGCAUCAGACUCUUUAUAUAGAGGCCAGCGCGAAGACCAAAGAUGGUGUACAUGUUGCUUUUGAAGAAUUAGUCCAUAAGAUAAUCCAAACACCUGGCCUAUGGGAAAAUUUUGGCAGUGAUCAUAUUCAUGUAGGAGUUUUGGAGAAUGCCACACAGUCAGGGUGCGCUAGUUAUUGUUCUCUAGUUUAGGUAAUUUUUGAUACCGAAGCCCAAAAAAAAUAUUUUUCACAUUUACCUACCUGUCCUUAGUCCUUCAUUGAUGGUGCAGCAUAUUAGAAAUGUACGAUUAUAUUUUGAUUUAUUUUUAUAUAGUGUGUAUGUUUGUAUAUAAUGUUUUUGAAGAUGUUCUUUCCAAAAUCUCUCCUAAAGAUAGACCAUUAUUAGAUAUUGAUAAUCAUUAUGUACUAAAAGUAUAUACAAAAUGUUUAGCUAUCUUAGUUCUUUGGUUCUAUGGAGUACUUUACCUGCAUAUGGAACAAAAUUUGGGAUAGCAGUCAUAUUUUCAAGUUCUUUUAAGAUCAUUUUAGCAAUAUUUAUGUAUUAUGCACUAGUAAUAUCGGAUAUUACAGUUGCUUUUAUAGGAUAAUAUAUAUUUGAUGUAUUUUUAAAAUUACUGUGUUAUGAAAUUAUAUUUUGUUUGAUAAUAUGUAAUAGGUAAUGGGACUGGCUUGUUACUGUUUUUACAAGAAAAUAUUCACAAUCUGCUUCCUUCAUUUUUAUAAUCUAAUCAUGUCUGGACAGAAUCGGGAAAUUGUAAUUGUAAAAAUGAAUAAGUUUUCUUUGCAUCAGUGCAUUUUUACCAGGCAGAGUAAUCAUUCACAAACUCACUAAUACCUAUUACUAACAAUCUCUCUUGUAACACGUAAUAAACCAUAGGAAAUGAAUCUUGGCUUUGAUCAUUGACUGGCGUGAUGACCCAUAAU